CGCACGCUCGCUCGGCCAUUCGUCGUCCGGCGCGCGUCCGAGACACUCAGGAACAUCGGGAGUCUCUCUCCUCUCUCUCUCUCACACUCUUUCUCCUUUACGUUUUACCCGUGUCUCACCCGUACAUACACACGCGCACCCACAACCAACCCGUUCACGAUGUCUGGACUCGCGGAUCCCGUGGCGUUCGCCAAGGAUUUCAUAGCCGGCGGCGUGGCCGCGGCCAUCUCCAAGACCACCGUCGCGCCCAUCGAGCGCGUCAAGUUAUUGCUGCAGGUACAGCACAUCUCCAAGCAGAUCGCCGCGGAUAAGCAAUACAAGGGUAUGAUCGAUUGUUUCGUUCGUAUCCCACGCGAACAAGGAUUCCUCAGUUACUGGCGCGGUAACUUCGCCAACGUUAUCAGAUACUUCCCAACGCAAGCCUUGAACUUCGCCUUCAAGGACAAGUACAAGCAGGUUUUCCUCGGUGGCGUUGACAAGAACACUCAGUUUAUGCGUUAUUUCCUUGGAAAUCUCGCAUCUGGUGGUGCUGCCGGAGCCACGUCUCUGUGCUUCGUCUACCCACUCGACUUUGCCAGAACCAGGUAAAUUACAAUAGUUUCCU
Messenger RNA from Temnothorax curvispinosus, 604 nucleotides. RefSeq names its product ADP,ATP carrier protein 2-like. The transcript has 2 exons. Bases 160 to 588 code for a protein of 142 amino acids. Gene Ontology annotation, cellular component: mitochondrial inner membrane. The record is from RefSeq and is a predicted model, not a curated record. Gene Ontology annotation, biological process: mitochondrial ADP transmembrane transport; mitochondrial ATP transmembrane transport. Gene Ontology annotation, molecular function: ATP:ADP antiporter activity. Lineage: Eukaryota; Metazoa; Arthropoda; Insecta; Hymenoptera; Formicidae.